Triplophysa dalaica is the source of this 3339-nucleotide messenger RNA. RefSeq names its product ankyrin repeat domain-containing protein 34B. NCBI's taxonomy places the organism in Eukaryota, Metazoa, Chordata, Actinopteri, Cypriniformes, Nemacheilidae. The record is from RefSeq and is a predicted model, not a curated record. Bases 1864 to 3339 code for a protein of 491 amino acids. The transcript has 2 exons. Gene Ontology annotation, molecular function: protein binding.
GCUCUCGAGCAUCCAAUGCAGAUGCGUUACACAUGAGGCUAUUCGGUGCUGUGUGGAUGGGAUAAUCAAAUGAAAUAGCAUCAAUAAAGAUAAAUAGUUGUAUUAAUAAUAAUAUCUAUAUUGACAACAGAAGAGAAAGAAUAAUAGCCAAAUAACAUUUGCAAAAGGUGACGAUAAAUGACAGCGAUCAAUCAUUUUCUUUAAACGUGUUCAGACGUUUUCUGCGAACAGGACUGGAUUUGGUAUGUUUGGUUUUUUUCCGUCACAGAGUCCAGGAAUGUACGUUUCGGACUAUGGAAAAUUACUGUUUGCACAACUGAACUCUGUUAAACCAUCACUGUCAAAUAGAAAAGGACAAAUGCUGUCACUAUAGGGAGAUACCUUUAAAAAAAUACACGUUUGCUAAAAGGGUGCAUAUGAGUACCUUGAACAUAUCUAUUCAUCAGUAGCGGAUGGUCAAUAGGGAGCGCCGCCCCACCAAAUUAUCCACAGAAGAUGACUGUUAAACAUAAGUUCAACAUUUAUUAUAAAUUGCAAAAUAAUUUAUAAAUUAAAUAAUAUUUUAUUAUUUAAAUAUAAUACUUUUUUAAUAAUUGUAUAUUGUAAGGCAAGGCAAGGCAAUUUUAUUUAUAUAGCACAUUUUAUACACAGUGGCAAUUCAAAGUGCUUUACAUAGAAGAAAUUAAAAUAAUAAAAAGAAAUAAGAGUAAUUAAAACAGUUUAUAAAAGUAAAAUACAGUACAGUACAGACAGUCGGACGAACAUUGGCACAGUGCUCAUUCAUUAAAUGCAUAGCUAAACAGAUGCGUUUUGAGUCUGGAUUUGAAAGUGACUAUUGUCGGAGCACAUCUGAUCUCCUCUGGAAGCUGGUUCCAGCUGCGGCUGGCAUAAUAGCUAAAAGCAGAUUCGCCAUGCUUUGAGUGAACCCUUGGUAUUUCUAGCUGAUAUGAUCCUAGUGAUCUGAGUGAUCUGUUGGGUUUAUAUUCAUUGAGCAUAUCUGCAAUGUAUUGUACAUGGUUAAUUUCUGCGACAAUACAUAGAUAUAUUGUGCGUGUUGUGUAGGUACACAAACUUUUGGCAGGCAGGUGACCUGAAGCUCUCUAACUCAGCGUUCACACCAGACGCGACUUGCGCGUAGUUGGACGCUUGAACAUUUUGAGUUCACUCGCUUCAUUCGCGCGUGAAAUUCACUUCACAAAUACUCGCUAUGUCGUAAUCACAUUAUUACUAGAGCAAGCACCCAACAGCAGUCUGAAAGACUGAGAGUAUACAAUGUAUAUGCAGAGACACUAAAGUCAGAAAUUUACGCACGUUAAAAAAUAAAUACGACCUCAAGUUGUGUCAAUCACAUUUAUCCAUAUUUUCGUCUGUCAUAAAAAAUCGUAAUGUAUAGCCACUGAAAAAAAACAAGAUUUUUUACUGGGUACUGGGUUCGUUUUUCUGAGUUUUCCGCAGAAUUUUAUGAUCAAAUACGGAGUGUAUGUUUAAAGACCUUAAUACUGUGUCGUUUUACUAAAUAUCAACUUGUUUUCUAUGCAGUAGUUGAGGUUUGGAAACAUAGAGGGCUUCUUUUUUUUAUACUUUUGACCUUUGCCAAUAAAACCAAUAUUUAGGAGACAUGUUGUUCGUUUUAAAGAAAAAUAAAAAUAUAUAACAAUUUACGUUAACACAUACAUCAAAAUAAAAAAUCUUGUUUUUUUCAGUGGCUAUACAUUUAUGUAUUCAUAUGACAUAAUAUGCAAAAAUACUCCACACGACAGUGUAUAACAUUGCGUGAACGUUGACUUGACUGAAAUAAAACUUUACGGACAGUAUUCUCUUGAUGGACAUGUAUGGAUAUACUUAAUAAAUGUCAGUGUCCACAUGAGUGCUCGACCUUUCACCUUUAGAGAGACGUGCACACAGACACAAAUGCCUUCAUCUUUCAUUUCACACGCAUCUACUGGUGAAGCUGCACCUUGUCAAGAGAUCAUCGCAGCUGAAUCUGCAGCAAAUCAAGGAGCGUCAGCGGUCAUGACAGAAGCUCAGGAUUACCUGAUGGACGGGAGUCCGCUCAUCACCGCCGCUCAUCUGGGUAAACUCCGUUUGGUCCGUCUGCUGGUGGAAGGAGGCGCGCAGGUGAACGAACGCAACCAGAGAGGAGAGACACCGCUGCUGGCUGCCUGUCGAGCUCUUCGCGGUGAGCAGUCUGGGACAACAAUGUUAAGAAUGAUCAAGUUUCUUCUUCAUAACCACGCAGACCCAAACAUUCAGGACAAGACGGGCCGUGCUGCGCUCAUGUACGCCUGCAUGGAACGGGCUGGGGUGGAGGUGGCGGCUACUCUGGUAGCGGCGGGAGCCGAUCCGAGCUUAGAGGACUACAGCGGAGCUUCGGCCCUGGUGUAUGCUGUAAACGCUCAACAUCAGGACACGCUGCAGGUGCUGCUGGACGCCUGUCGAGCCAAAGGAAGAGACAUCCUCAUCAUCGCCACGGACCUGAACUGUGACGGGAGCAGCGUCACGCGACGUUACCUGAACGUUCUCCCGUCGCCCGACGCCUCACCCGUCUCGUGCAUGUCUCCCUCAGAUAUCGAGCUGAAGACCACCUCUCCAAACUCUGAUGGAGAAAACAUUUUUAAUUUCCGAGGAGCUGGCGCAUCGUCUCCCGUCCUGCCGCGGGGCGACAGCGCGUACCGUCAAAGGUUGCACUCUGAGCCCUGGCUGGCCAUCCAUAACCUGGCCCAUCUCACUCAGACCUACGAGAAGAACCUGGCAGGAACAUUUGAAGGACGCGAUUUAACGUUUGAAGAGGAUCAGACAUCCACUAGUAGAGGUUUUUCAAGAACGUGUCGAUCAAAGAAAAUGGAUUUGGAAUCCAAAGACGCAGGAAUGUGUUCCAGGAAGCCCACAGAGAACCCAUCAGGUCAAGAGCACCUGCAAAGCCGAAGAAACACUUUGCCCGACCUUCAAAGUCAAGCGUUCCUUAAGCUCCCGUCUGUGAAACUGACUCUGUCCAGCUCAGACACUCACUUACAUGAGCCUCCCAACGUACCAGCACCGACUCCCGCAUCCAUUGGCGGGGUAUGCUUCCCAUCCAUAUACAGAACCAGAUCACUGCUCCUCGCGCCCCCCGAUGGACUUCACGACUGCAAAAAACUGAACAAAAAGAAGACGCGAGAUGAUUUCAGCACAAGACCCGAGUCCCGCCGAGGUUUUCUGCCCCCGCUGCCAGUUCACCCUUCCACGCGGACCGUGUCCAGGGACCCAAACUCUCAUGUCAGUCAGAUACGCCGUCACUCAGUUCAGCUGGAGCAGACGCGACAGACCGGAGCUUCAGAGGAGACCACUUCUCUUACCUGA